CUUCCCUUCCCCUUUCUACACCUUCUUCUUCUUCCCACCAAACCACUCUCUUCACAAACAAAACUUCACAACUUUCCAAAAAUGUCAUCCCUCAAAUCCCGUCUGCAACACUGCUUCACUCCCCUCUCUCUCCGAUGCUACCUCGCCGAGUUCAUCUCCACAUUCCUCUUCGUCUUCGCCUCCGUUGGCGCCGCCACCGCUUCAUGGAAGAUGACGCCGGCCGCGGCCACUGACCCGGCCUCCCUCACGGCCACCGCGGUCGCAAGCGCCUUCGCUCUUUCGGCCGCCAUCUACAUGGCCGCCGACAUCUCCGGCGGCCACGUCAACCCCGCCGUGACGUUUGGGAUGGCCGUGGGCGGACACAUCACCAUCCCGAUGGCCGUCUUCUACUCCAUCGCACAAUUGCUCGGAUCCGUCAUGUCUUGCCUUCUCCUUAAAACCAUGACCGUUGGACAGCAAAUCCGGGUCCACAGGAUCCCGGACGAGAUGACGGGAUUCGGCGCGUCGGUGCUCGAGGGCGUGAUGACGUUCGGGCUCGUGUACACGGUGUAUGCGUCGAGGAGGGGCGGCGUGGUGGGGCCGUUGGCGGUCGGGUUCAUGUUAGGCGCGAACGUGUUGGCGUCCGGGCCUUUCACGGGCGGCUCGAUGAAUCCGGCGCGCGCGUUUGGGGCGGCCGUUGUGGGAGGGAGUUUCAGGAAUCAAGCGGUUUAUUGGGUCGGGCCGUUGAUGGGAGCCGCCCUUGCCGGAGUUCUCUACGACAAUGUGGUGUUCCCUGUGCCAGUUUCCGAGGCAGUCGUCGAUAUCUAAGUUACUUGUAAAUAAGUUAGUGUAAAGUUGAAUUUAGUGUUGUUCGUGUGUUGUAUUUAGCCUUUGAAUCAAAUGGUUGUUUUUGUCGCACAUGUCGAAUCUGAUAGACUAUUAGGUUGUGUUUGGUUAUGUAGGAAUAGAUAGAACAUGUUGGAUGGAGAGUACUUCAGUCAUUUUUAUGUGUUUGUUUUCUUAGUUUGGGCUAACUUUGGUCUCGA
Salvia splendens (bonfire salvia) is the source of this 1025-nucleotide messenger RNA. Its product is annotated as probable aquaporin TIP5-1. Gene Ontology annotation, biological process: water transport; transmembrane transport. Lineage: Eukaryota; Viridiplantae; Streptophyta; Magnoliopsida; Lamiales; Lamiaceae. The record is from RefSeq and is a predicted model, not a curated record. The transcript has 3 exons. The coding region runs from base 82 to 807 and encodes 241 amino acids. Gene Ontology annotation, molecular function: water channel activity. Gene Ontology annotation, cellular component: membrane.